AUGAGGGUAUUUUUUCGUGUUUUCGUCCUGUAUGGGGAUAUUUCGGUCGCAGUAAUAAUGACUUGUAAAGUCAAGUCUAUAGAAGACGAUUGGGAAAUACCUUUCGAAGCUAUUACAGGUCUAGAAUGGUUAGGUGCUGGAUCGCAGGGUGCAGUUUUUAGAGGUUGCUUGAACGGUCAAACGGUAGCUGUGAAAAAAGUCAAGCUGGAAGAGGAAACGAGUAUCAAACACUUGCGUCACUUAAGCCAUCCAAAUAUUAUCAAAUUUCUCGGUGUGUGCACGCAAGCUCCUUGUUACUGCUUAGUUAUGGAGUACUGUCCUAAUGGCCAUCUUGGGGAUGUUCUCAAAUCCGAUAGGAUAAUCGGAUGGGAAGAGUGGUGCUCGUGGAGUCGUCAAAUCGCAGAGGGAAUGGAGUACCUUCACAAGAAUAAGGUCAUUCAUCGAGAUCUUAAGAGUCCAAAAUCGAGGAGAGGACAUGAUCUUUUUUUUGUGAAGUAUCUUGUUCGACGAAGAAGGCAUCGUGAAAAUAUGCGACUUUGGAACUUCUCAUCAACAAAGGAAACAGAACAGCACGGUGAUGUCGUUCUGUGGAACGGUCAGUUGGAUGGCUCCGGAGGUAAUCAAGAAACAGCCGUGUUGCGAGAAGGUAGGCUCUUAAACCGUCAAAAAUUUCAUAUAUCCAUUGUGUUCAACACUGAAUUUUAUGUCGACGUCUACUCUUAUGGAGUUGUGCUUUGGGAGUUACUAACAAGAGAACAACCAUACAAGAACAUCAACCAGAUGGCUAUUAUCUAUGGAGUCGGUUCUAACAAUUUAUCGCUGCCGAUUCCCGAUUCGACUCCAGACGGUCUGAAAAUGCUAAUGCGGCAGUGCUGGAGUACCACACCGCGAAAUCGGCCCUCGUUCACCCAGUGUCUCAAAUACAUGGACAUUCUCUACGCUGAGUUGAAGGAAAUGGGCAGUGAAGUAUGUUUGAGCACAUUAAUUACACAAAUCUUUGAUUAUUUCUUAGCUCAUGAAUUUUGUUUGGUUUUCAUUUCAGAAAAGGAGCUGAUCCGAAAACGUCGCCAGGAGUUGAAACAUGCCCAGGAUAUCCGGGAAAUGUACGAGAACAAACUGAGACGCACCAAUAAAAUGUACUCAAAACUCACUAACUGCAUGAAUGAGUUAUUAUUGAAGGAAAAGGAGUUGGAGCAGCGUAUCCGGUUAUGGGACGAAACUCAUCGCUACGCCUCUUUCCAUCCAACUGUAACUAUGCGACCCACUGUGGUACGUGCAGGUCCAAAAACUAUCAGAGGGUCGGAGCAGGAUAUUUAUUGCAUGGCGGUCGAUUUACAUUCGUAUGGUAUGGAAGGGUCAUCGAGCGACGAAUACUUAGCCGACUAUCACCGCAGCUCUUCCUACCGAUGCAGUCAAGCAAGCAGUUCUUCCGGUUUUCCGUCGUCUAACUCAGCAACGUUUUCACGUCAGUCCUCCUCACGAAGUUCUCUAGGAUUGCCACGACGUUACGACAGCACAGUACGUGAGCCACCUAUUUGUGGACAUAAUCCUUGUGAGUAUAGAUUUUUUUGUAAAAUUUGA
Messenger RNA from Angiostrongylus costaricensis, 1581 nucleotides. The record is from the annotation of a GenBank genome assembly. Lineage: Eukaryota; Metazoa; Nematoda; Chromadorea; Rhabditida; Metastrongylidae.